UGCAGACGAAUAGGCACAAUGGCUGCACCGUUUCGCACACCUUUAUCCACCCAGAAAGAUGAUGAUAUCAUACAGUGUAGUACGUCGUCUCACGGUAAAGAUACUGAAGGUACUAGGACUGGAUGGAAAGCUGAUGAAAGUUUGAAGCAUUUCGAUGAGAACAUUAUCGACCUGAUUGAAUCUGAGAUCAUGUCUCAACGCGGUACAACCACAUGGCAAGAUAUUGCUGGUCUUGAAAAAGCCAAAAAAGCGCUCAGGGAAAUCGUUGUUUUGCCUUUUCUGAGACCUGAUAUAUUCACCGGCAUCCGUGCGCCACCAAAAGGUGUGCUUCUGUUCGGUCCUCCAGGAACAGGCAAAACCAUGAUCGGUAGGUGUGUAGCAGCACAGUGUAAUGCAACGUUUUUCAAUAUUGCUGCAUCCUCGUUAACAUCCAAAUGGGUCGGUGAGGGUGAAAAACUAGUUCGUGUUCUUUUUGCGAUUGCUCGUCUCUUACAGCCAUCUAUUAUAUUCAUCGAUGAGAUUGAUUCGUUGUUAACGAGUCGUAAAGAAGGUGAACAUGAGUCGUCGCGUCGUAUUAAAACGGAAUUUUUGGUUCAUUUAGAUGGUGUUGCUACGUUUAGUGAUGAAAAAAUUCUUGUUCUUGGAGCAACCAACAGGCCAUACGAACUGGAUGAUGCAGCAAAGAGACGUUUUGCCAAAAGACUUUAUAUAUCACUGCCAUGUGAAGAAGCCCGAAUGAAUAUUGUUAAAUCUCUUCUGCAAAAUCAGAAACACGAUCUCAGUGACGAUGAUUUGAAAGCCAUUGCUAAAAUCACUGAAGGAUAUUCUGGUGCCGAUAUGAAGCAGUUAUGUGCGGAAGCUUCCAUGGGUCCUAUUCGUGAUAUUCUUCGAUCAUCCUCAGUGGAUAUUGCGACUGUUGAUAGCGAUGAGGUUCGAGCAAUCACAGUAGCAGAUUUUGAGGAUGCCGUUCAAGUGGUUCGUGCAACAGUUAUUGAGCAGGAUUUACUGGCAUAUCGCGAUUGGGAUUCGAAAUUCGAGAUUAUUUUUUACGUUGCGAUGAUGCAAAAAAGAGAUUUUGCAGAAGUUGAAAGUGAGGGGCCACUUGUAUCGGCUGAUCAAAAUAAUGAUGAUGAGUCUAGCAAAGAUGGCAGUGUUGAGAUAGAUGAAGAGGAUGUGAGUAGCAGCAUCACCGGAUUGGACGACUCCGAUGAGAGUGGAUUAUUUUCACAAGAAAGAUUGAUUGGACAGAGUGUUCGUGCACCAUAUAAACGAAUUGUUGACCAAGCGAUCACUUUUCAUGAUGCGAUCAUUUUGGAUUACGUUGGUAUCGCUGAACGACUGGAGGAUUUGAAGGUGACUGUCCUGUAUACUUAUCCAUUAGAGGAUGCCAUGAAAAUCUGUGAAUAUUUUCUUGAAGACCGUUGUACUUAUGGUGAUAGGUGUCGUUUUUCGCAUGGUGAAGAAGUGUUUUUGCGUGAUGUUCUUUCGUAUGAACCACCUGAUUUUAGUUCAUUGAAGGAGGAUAGUUUAGUGCUGAUUGAACGAGAUAAUAAAUUAUGGAGCAGUGGUCGCGUGAGUGCUAUUGAUGGACAAGAUAUUGCUGUUAAAUUAUUAUCGACUGGUAAAGAAAUUGCCAACAAACGUGAAAAAGUGAUACCAAUUGUGAACGAUCAGAUCANAAUCUUUAUGUCAUGGCCAGAACAAAAGAAUGAAAAGUGUGGUCGUAUUUGUGUGGGUGAUAUUGGUGAUUGGGAGAAACAUACUCGUGGAAUUGGAAUGAAGUUAUUGCUGAAAAUGGGUUACAAUAUAGGCGAAGGUUUAGGACGUAAUUCUGAUGGUAUUGUACAUCCUAUUCAACCGGUCGUUUAUCGAAAAAAUAAAUCGUUGGAUGAAUGUAUGACAUCGGAACAUAACAAAAAGGUCAUUGAUGGUUGGAAUAAAAGACGGAAACGUUUGAAGGACGAACAGAAGAGAGUUAUCUUGAAAAAAAUUACUUCUGAACAAGCACAGCCACAAACGGACAUAUUCGAGGUCCUCAAUCAUACCAUUAAUUCAACUCAUAGAGAUGAGGAUGCUGCUAUGCAUGACCGUGAAAACAACGAACAUCUUAAGGCAACAUCGUCGCAGAAAUUGGGUGUCCAUUCAAUAAAUUUGGACAAACAAAUAAAAGAAUUGAAAUCAAAAGAACGAAAGCUACGCGAAGGAAUUGUACGUAAUACACGUGAUCGAAUGACUGUCGAGCGACUUCAGAAAACGUUGGCCGAAUGUCGAAAUGAUAUUAAGAAAUUGCAGAGUCGUCAAGAACGCGUCUCAGCUGAAAUGCAAGGGAGACGUUCGACCAAAAAGGAUUUGUUUUGA
Messenger RNA from Anisakis simplex (herring worm), 2358 nucleotides. The record is from the annotation of a GenBank genome assembly. NCBI's taxonomy places the organism in Eukaryota, Metazoa, Nematoda, Chromadorea, Rhabditida, Anisakidae.